This is a messenger RNA of Penicillium crustosum, 1482 nucleotides long. RefSeq lists its product as uncharacterized. The record is from RefSeq and is a predicted model, not a curated record. Gene Ontology annotation, molecular function: DNA binding. Lineage: Eukaryota; Fungi; Ascomycota; Eurotiomycetes; Eurotiales; Aspergillaceae. The transcript has 5 exons. The coding region runs from base 1 to 1482 and encodes 493 amino acids.
AUGCUAUCUAUCAAAUCCCUUCUGAAUCCUCAGCCUGAAAGGCGAAUUCCGUACCCUUCCUUCUCUGCCUCCCGUGAGAAGCGGAAGAUGGCCAAGGACGCCCCAGUUUUCCGUCGUGGCAAGAUCCAGGGCGAGUGCCGCUAUCCUCCUUGCGAGGAAAGAGACAUGGAGCUGGAGAAGGCUCACAGAGAGCUGUCGUUACGUCCCAUGGGUAACAUCGCCGACUACCCUCGUCAUAUCCCUUAUGCCAGCGACAAGAAAACCUUCCAAGAAAAGACCGGCCGAGACAGUUUCCAUGUCUUUCAAUACACAUUCCAGAUACCCGGCGAAGAAAAGGAAUGGCAUGUUAUGUGGGACUACAAUAUCGGCAUCACCACGCCAGCCAAGAUGCUAAACCAGAAUCCCGGCCUCCGAGAUAUCUGCCACAGUAUCACCGGCGGAGCACUUUCCGCUCAAGGAUACUGGAUGCCCUACGAAGCCGCCAAAGCUAUGGCAGCGACCUUCUGCUGGAGAAUCCGAUACGCCCUAACUCCACUCUUUGGCACCGAAUUCCCAGCCAUGUGUAUCCCCCCAACGGACCGCAAAACCCAUGGCCGCAUGGUCAUACCCCCAGAAAUCGUGCAGCGUGCCACCAGCACCUCCAACUACUAUCGCUCUUUGGAGAUGAAGUCUAGCACCGGAGGUAGCCCCCCGGCAACCAACACACCCUCCUCAACACAUACCCUUCUCCAUGGCAUGGGACUACUGAGCCAACAAGACCCAUCCCUGACACUGCCCCCGCUCAAGAUCCCGCGCGCCCACUAUUCUGAGAGUAACCCCAGUGCCCGGGACUCCUCUACAGAGCCUUACUGCGUGUCGCCCAAGAGCCAGUCGCCUAUGUCUACCUUCACCCCCAUCAACCCCCCGCGCAGCACCAAUGUGAUUCCUCGCUCGCAGGUCGAGUCGCCCCGCACUAUUCUCCGUGCUAUCUCAGAUGCUAUGCGCCCGGAGAAUGUCCCUGGGGGUACCAGCGAGGAUAGUGACACUGAGAGUGAUGGCUCGUCCAACAUGUAUUCCACUCCAAACUGUCCUUCUGUGGAUGGACAUAUGGAAACCGACAAGCUUGGUGGUCUUGAUGAUCCCACCAACGCCACUUCGGACGUUGCUGCCUUACAAAGUGACUACGAUGACCUAACUGACUCGGAUGAUGAUUGGCAAAUGGACGAUGCUAACGAUGAAGACUACCGUGGACCCCCCUCAAGAGGACCGUUGACUAAGAAGUACCCCAGUCGGAAGUCCCGAGCUGCACGUCCUGAGCUGUCGUCUCACUUCACCCGUGAGGUAAAGGCUGCCGAAGCUCUUCUUCGUCUCCACAUGAAUGAGCUUGAAAGCACCGGAACUGACACCGAGAUGGACGAUGACGAGUUGACCUCACCUGUUGGCCCUCGCUCUCUUGAUGGUGACGAAUCUCGUAGUCGUAAGCGACGUCGAGCUUCGCUUUGA